Mauremys reevesii (Reeves's turtle) is the source of this 2585-nucleotide messenger RNA. RefSeq names its product probable E3 ubiquitin-protein ligase makorin-1. Gene Ontology annotation, molecular function: metal ion binding; ubiquitin protein ligase activity; protein binding. The record is from RefSeq and is a predicted model, not a curated record. The coding region runs from base 1 to 1710 and encodes 569 amino acids. The transcript is spliced from 12 exons. NCBI's taxonomy places the organism in Eukaryota, Metazoa, Chordata, Testudines, Geoemydidae. Gene Ontology annotation, biological process: protein polyubiquitination.
AUGUGUAUUGACUACCGCACGCUGAACCGCCGCAGCCAUGACACACAGGCGCUCGGGGCUCGAGAGAAGGGCUAUCGCCGGCUGAAAGACCCCUGCCUGCAUGGUGGGGAUCGAGGCCACUUUGCCAGCAGGUGCCCCCCAAGUCCUGGGCUAUGGACUUCGGACGUUGGCUUCACAUCUCCCUCAUCCCCUCCCACCAGGCCGUGCAACAACCACGACGUCUUCUCUCGCCUCACCAGCAACCAGAGCCAGGGCUCCGCGCUGGACAAAAGGGGCCUCAUUAACCCCGCGGGUGGUGCCAGGAGUGCCUGGACGGCCCCCCUGCAGUGCAGUUCCCUGGCGGAGGGACACUCCAAGCCCAUUCUCUGUGUGGAUGCCACCGACGAGCUGCUCUUCUCCGGAUCCAAAGACUGGAGCUGCAAAAUGUGGAACCUGGUGAUGGGCCAGGAAAUCACCUCGCUGAAGGGCCACCCCAACAAUGUGGUGUCCAUCAAGUACUGCAACCACUCGGGGCUGGUCUUCACCGUCUCAACCUCCUACAUCAAGAUGUGGGACCUCCGGGACUCGGCCAAGUGCAUCUGCACCCUCACGAACUUCGCCAGUGGAGCCUGCAGAUGGGGUCAGAAUUGCCGGUUCUCACACGACCGGAAGUCAGUCCAGAUCUGCAGGUAUUUCCAGAAUGGGUUCUGCGGCUACGGAGACCGUUGCAGCUACCAGCACAUCCAAGACCCUCCAGCCCCUGCUUGGAGCAGAUGCAGCUCACAGCCUGCCUUAUCGCUGAGCCGUCGGGGCUCGGAGCCAGCUGUCCGGCCAGAAGCAGCAGCUGGGAGCUGGGGAGGAGCCAGGCGUGGGUCGGAGCCCUCUGUCCCUAGUGUGACACAGCUGCAACUGAACUUCAGGCAGCUGAGCACAGAGUUUGAGGAGAAAGAGGAAGAUAAAGAGACGGUCACGUAUCCCCGAAACGGGGCUGUCGGCAGAGAGUUUGUCCCCAGGCAGGUCCAGCGUGGGUCCAGACCAUGGGAUCUGGGAUUGCAGAGAACUUCCCUGGCACCAGAGGCUGCAUCUAACAAGGCGAUUGUCCCAGCACCUCGAACCCUAGAGGCAGCUGGUGGGCUGGGAGCAGCUGCUGCUUCGGUGGGGGAGCUGCGGAGCGAGGACGUGGUGUGCGGCAUCUGUAUGGACAAGGUCUAUGAGAAGGCCUUGCCUGAGGAGCGCAUGUUCGGCAUCCUCCCCAACUGCAGUCACGCCUACUGCGUCGGCUGCAUCCGCAAGUGGCGCAAGAGCCGGGAGUUCCAGAACGCGGUGAUCAAGGCCUGCCCCGAGUGCCGGGUCACGUCCAGCUACUUCAUCCCCCACAAAUACUGGGUCUCCGACACGGACGAAAAGGAGAAGCUGAUAGAAACCUUCAAGGCGCGGACAGGGAGAAUAAGAUGCAAGUUCUUUGCCCGCGGCCGUGGCCGCUGUCCCUUUAAAUCGGAGUGCAUCUACCUUCAUGAGCUCCCGGCCAGGGUGCGGCCCCCUCGACAGAGACGUCCAUGUGGGACAGGCCCGGUGGCAUUCAAUCCCUCUCCCUCUGAGAGCUCUGAGGAGGAGGACGAUGACGUGUGCUUGUUUCAAUGGGCUCUCACCUUUGCGCUGCUGCGGGGGGACGUCGACGAUCCAGACUACUGGCAUGAGAUUUUCCUCUUGGAUUCCAGUGAUUCGGACUAGAAAUUCCACUGGUCCGGGCUUGACUCGAUGGAAUCGGGGUCACUACAUGGCUUGUGAACCUAUAUCUUUUGGGGGUGGGGGGGAAAGACAAUUGACUUUUUUUAAUCUGUCUAGUUGUGUGUCUGGCAGGACUCCUAGUGAUCCGAAACCACUCUGCACAAGCUGGGGGAAUGAAGCGCCGACAGUGGGAAGCUCUCCUGUUCCACAGGGCGGUGGGAUGCGAUUACCAUUGCCACGCUGCUCUUUCAUCCAUCGUGGGGCUGAUGGGACUGACAUCUGACACAUCGCACGUCACGUUUCCACUUCCCUCCCUCCCUCCGCUCUGAAACGGCACCUCUCCCUCUCUCCACGGGUUCCUCACCACCAUGGCUUCCCAGCCUGGGAUCUGGUGGUGUCCCCAGUCCUAUGGUCUCCCAGCUGCCUUGCUGUAGGAGUAGGCUGUACGCCAGGUUUCGCGGGGGUCCUGCAGUCUCGGUGUUGUGGUCGGAGGCAGAGCGUGCUUGCUGCUGAGGCUACUUUGUCGUGAAGGAGAGUCGGUUGAGCAGUGCUAUUGGCCACAGCAGCAGGCAGUGUCUGCAUCUUGGCAGGUUGCUCUAGUAUUGAUUGCAGUGCUGCCAGGCAUCCAUAGCAGGCUUAAAAGGGGGCGCAGUCUGGGAUUAGUGGGUGGGGGUGUUUGGCUUUUUUUAUUGAUACAGGCAUCUGUCUCGGAGGUUUCAUAGUGUAAGCAGGGAGCCCCAGCUCUGUGGGAGCUGGAAGGGUUGCUGCCUGGUCGUGAAGCUGCCUGUGCACAUACUUAGCAAACCUUUUAACUCUUUCAGAAGAUGGAGACCAUGAAAUAAAAAUCAGCUUUAAAAACUAAUAGGCCAAGUCUCUUC